Messenger RNA from Theobroma umbraticum, 3414 nucleotides. RefSeq lists its product as uncharacterized. Gene Ontology annotation, cellular component: nucleus. The record is from RefSeq and is a predicted model, not a curated record. Gene Ontology annotation, biological process: negative regulation of DNA-templated transcription; regulation of transcription by RNA polymerase II. Gene Ontology annotation, molecular function: acyltransferase activity, transferring groups other than amino-acyl groups; transcription corepressor activity. Lineage: Eukaryota; Viridiplantae; Streptophyta; Magnoliopsida; Malvales; Malvaceae.
GAACGAACGGCCCAGCAACUUUACUCAAACUCCUUCCAGCAGCAGAAUAAUUCCUCUCUGCCAUAAAUUAUAAAACCCUACAUUAUUUAGUUAAACUAUAAAUAAGAAAGAAAAUAAAAAAAAUAUAGUACUAAAUAAAACCCAAACUUUCUCUUUGUUAAAGUAAGACCCAUUAGCUGGACUGCUUCCCUCUGUCUCCAGAAAGGGAAAAAAAAAAAAAAAAGAGUUUGAAUUCAUGAACCGGCGGAAGCUUCUUCUCAAUGAGAGAGUCGAGGUUCGCCAGUUUGAGGAAGGUCUGCGGGGGUCAUGGCACCCUGGGGUGGUUGUUGGUGUUUCAAACUUAUUUCGAUCAAUUGAAUAUGAUGAACUCUUGUGUGAAGCAGGUGACUCAAAGCUCAUUGAGUCCAUACCUGUGACGGAGGCAAUUGAAGGUCUUCAUAGCCGUCGCCACAUUCCAUCAACCUAUCGUGGGCAUAUACGACCUCUGCCUCCCCUGUCUCAACCUUAUUCUAAUCAAAAUUUGGGUUUUGGGGUUUGUGUUGAUGCGUUGUUUGAAGAUGCAUGGUGGGAAGGUAUUUUGGAUAAUGAUGAUAAUGCAUCUGAGCGGUCUGUGUAUUUUCCUGAUGAGGGUGAUGAGUGCAAAUUCAGCAUGAGUCAAUUACGUGUAGCUCAUGAGUGGGAUGAGUUUAUGGGCAUUUGGAGAGAAAGAGGUGUAUGGAUAAUGGUGCAGUUAGCGAAGGAGCUUGAAGGUGAUGUUCCCUUGGCUUGUUGUGUAAAGAAAGUUUGGUCCUCCUUACGUUUAAAUUAUGGGUUCAUAAAGAUGAUCUCUGAGUGGACUUGUGGCGUGCGAACUGUUUGGAAGAAGUACUUCAUGGAAGUUGUUCAGGAGAUUGCAGUUGGGUCAAGCCGGCGCAAUCUUGCUAAUCGCAAAAUUUUGGCAUGGAUGGUAGGAAAGAAAGGAAAUAAAUUAAAGGAUCCUGGGGAAGCAAAUCCCCAUUUAGCUGAUACUUUCGUGCAGGCAGGGAGUUGCAAUGAUCUCAAGGCUGUUAAAUCAUGUCAAAAGGGAAAGGGAAGAGGUCCUCUUGGUAAGCACAAAGGUAGGAAACGGUCUGUAAUGUCAAAAUUGAAACAUGAGGAGCUAUCUACAUUAAAUACAUCUACUAAGAAAAGUCUUCAGGCAGAUAAAUCUUGUGGGGAAAAGCAAAUGACAUCAGGUGUAUCUCUGAUAAAGAGUAACUACAGUAUAAAUGAGUCUGAUCAGAUACCUGAUCAUUUUUCUGAUGCUAAUAAAGAAAUAUGUGCUUCUGCUCUUCCCAUACAAAAGGAGUCUGGUAAACUUGAAUCUGAAAUAGACAAGCAAAAGUCUCCUACAGUUUGUGAAAAUGAGGGUAAUCAGAUCUCUGUUGACAGCUCAGGACGAAGUGAAACCCUUUCUUAUGCUGUUUCUCAUGUUCAAGACAAUCAAUCAGCCUGCAGGAGUUCCAGAAAGCAUGGGCAGAUUGAUAAUAAUCUUGCUGGCAUUUUUCCAGACUGUAGCAAAGUGCAGGUGAGCAGGCUAGGGUUCUUCUCUGUGAUUCACAAGAAGAGAAGAUCUUCAUUAAUGAGAAAAAGGAUUUCAAAUAAAUAUCAACGGCCAAAUUUAAAGGUUACAAAUUCAUUGAAGGUGGGGAAGAGGAAUAACAAGGCUUUUUUUGUUGUUUAUAAGCUGAAAAAUGAUUCAGUGAUGAGGAAAAGGUUUUCAAAGAAACCUAAGCAGGCUGAUUCAAAAGUUGAAGCCAUCCCAAAGAAAAGGAAGAAAGGCCUAUAUGCCAUACUGAAAGAGGAUGACUUAAUUUCUGGUCAUCAUCAUCUGAAUCUUCCUUUUGAUAAUUGUGGAAAAAAAGUGAGGCUUAAAGACAUGGUGUCUCGUUCUCGUAGGCGCAAGAGGAAGUGGCGAUGUCGUGGCUCCCGACUGCGUGAUACAAUUUGUAGUGUCUGUCACUACGGCGGAGAUCUUAUUAUCUGUGAUCACUGCCCGUGCUCAUAUCAUUUAAGUUGCAUUAACUUCAAGGAUGUACCUAGUAAAAAGUGGUUUUGUCCAUCUUGCUGUUGUGGACUUUGUGGCUUGAGAGAUUCCAAGAGUUAUAGUGAACAGUUUACAAAUGCUUGUCUCCAAUGCUCCCGUCAAUAUCAUGUUACUUGCCUGAGUGAAGUUCAGAAUCUAUCUCCUGCAGAGCAUCCAUUCGAGAGUUUUUGUAGUGAGGCUUGUUAUAAGUUGUGUUCUCAACUUCAUCAACUUUUGGGAAUUUCAAAUCCCACUGCUGUGGAUGGCUUAAGCUGGACGCUGAUGAGAUCGCUAAAAACUGUCUAUAAAUUUCCUGAUAUGUCAAAAACUCACACCUGGAUUAAGCUAUCCAGUGUACUAAAGGUUAUCCAUGAGUGUUUCGAACCUGUCAAGGAGCCUCAUACCAAGAGAGAUCUGGUCAGAGAUGUUCUUUUCAAUUCAGUUUCCAAACUGAAACGAUUGGAUUUUCGUGGAUUCUAUGCCAUGGUUCUCCAUAAUGGUGAUGAAAUUUUAUCUGUAGCCACAGUGAGGAUCCAUGGACUCAAGGCUGCGGAGAUGCCUCUGAUUGCUACGCCUUUCCAAUAUCGUCGGCAGGGUAUGUGCCGACUUCUUUUGCAGGAGUUGGAGAAGCUGCUCACUCAAUUGGGGAUUGAGCGGUUAGUCCUGCCUGCGAUACCUCAACUGAGAGAAACAUGGGAAAAGUCCUUUGGUUUCUUGGAAAUGCCUCUUUCAGAAAGGCUGCAAUUCUUGGGCUACCCUUUUUUGGCCUUUCAAGGGACCAUAAUGUUACAUAAAUUCCUUAAAAACUCUAUGAAUAAUAAGGAGAUGAGAGUCAUAUAUUAUGCAGGAAAAUCUCUUGAUUUGGGAGGAAAUAUGUCAAAUGUCGGUAUGAAGCUCAAGCAAGGGUCAGAUAGCAAGGACAGGUUCUGUGGCUUGUUUUACAAGCGUAGGCCGAAAAUGAAAGUUACUGGGAAAGAAAAUUUGGUCAACAACUGUGGUGGACUCACGCAGCUUUCUGAGAAUUUGCACAAGCGGAGACGAAUACUGGCUUGCAGAGAUUGAAAUACUGAUGAGGUGCAGUAAUUAAGAACUCAAAGGUGAACAUCUAUCUAUACUGCUUUUAGGCACUUAUUUUGUUCAUUACUGUCAGUGCCAUUGCAGUAAAAUUUCAAAUAUAACUAGCGGACUAUAGUCACCCAUUUUGUUUAUGUGACUUACAAACAUACAAUUUGCACCAUUUCUUGAAUUGUGCAAUUAUGAGCUGUCUGACUUGCUAAUAUUGAACUCUCACCAGAUUUUGAAUUAUGCAAACUCUUACUUCUGAUAAACAGAAUACAAAGAUUUUUGAAUAAGAUUAGUUUUUAAAGAUA